Messenger RNA from Drosophila teissieri, 2118 nucleotides. RefSeq names its product organic cation/carnitine transporter 7. Gene Ontology annotation, cellular component: membrane. Lineage: Eukaryota; Metazoa; Arthropoda; Insecta; Diptera; Drosophilidae. The record is from RefSeq and is a predicted model, not a curated record. Bases 113 to 1540 code for a protein of 475 amino acids. Gene Ontology annotation, biological process: transmembrane transport. Gene Ontology annotation, molecular function: transmembrane transporter activity. The transcript is spliced from 9 exons.
GUCUAGCAAUCUGUAUUUAUGUUUCAUUCGUUGCAAAUCGUUAUAUAUACAUUACAAAUUACCCGGUUGUAAGCCUUUUGUACGAAAUGAAAUACCAAUAGCCAGUGCAAAGAUGAGUGACAUAGAUGAGGUCUUUACCAAGCUGGGGUUCGGCAAGAUGCAGUUCAUAAUUUUAUGCUGCUGCUUUAUGAUGCAGAUUUGGCUGACCAACGAGCAGCUGGGAUUUGGAGUGGUGAUAGCAGGGGCGAGUUGUGAAAUGGAUAUACACGACAGGCGGUUGGCCUGGAUAUUGGCUGCCAAUUUCGCGGCCCAGAUGAUAUCUUGUUUUAUAUGGGGCGAGCUGGCGGAUCUGUACGGCAGACGCAGGGUCAUCUGGAUGGCGUCAAUCGUGUCGAUUAUGUUUUCCCUGAUCUCGGCUAGCAUGCCGGAGUUUUGGAGCUUCCUGGCCGUGCGCACAGUCUGUGGCUUCUUUAUUGUGGCGUCUGUCGUCAGCCUGUCGACCUACUUGAGUGAAUUCACAAAGGUCUCCUUGCGACCCAGGGUGCUGACCAUCAUGGGCUAUGCCCUCGGAAUAAGCAUGAUCUACGUGCCGUCUCUGGCCGGUGCUCUGCUGUCGCUGGAAAUGAAGCCCAGUGGCUGGCGCAUCCUGCUGCUGUGCAACCAGCUGCCCGGAAUCAUCGGAAUAGUCCUUCUCACAUUCCUGCCCGAGAGUCCCAAGUACUAUCUGUCGAUGGACAACCAGGAGAAGGCCAUGAAAGUCAUGGAACGGGUCUGCCGCAUGAACAAGGGCAAGGAUGUUACCCUGAAGAGUCUGGGAGUGGAGUCGCUCACCCAGGCGCGCCUGCGUCCACCAAACGAGGGGCGCGAACUGUGUCACGACACCAAAGUGCUCUUGGUAAAAUAUGGCAAGGUCAUGUGGUUUUUCUUCUUCAUAUUUUUUACCCUUACGGGCCUAGGUUUUGCUCUGCCCAUCUGGAUGAUGCGCAUCAGGGUUCUUACGGCUACGUUUGGUGACAGGAAUCCAAUAUGUGAGCACAUGGACGGAAUUAGUGCACAUCCGAGUGGCGAUAAAAACUGCCACCUGACCUAUGCGCAAAUGAAGGAUCCCUUGAUUCACGGAUGCGUUGUGCUCUGCCUCUUCAUUGUCACCAGUGUGUUCUUGAUUUGGCUGAGUCGUCGGGCGGUAAUCAUAGCCUUUGUUUGCGUUUCCAUUCUCGGAUGCGUGGCCCUCAACUUCAUGGAGCAUCCCACCCUGAUACUGAUCAGUUUCUUUGCCAUAAUCGAUCCGCUCAUUUGCAGCGUGAGGUUGGCCGGAUCCUUGCUCAUUGAUUUUAUACCCACUCAUCUAAGGGGCAAGGCCUUUGCCCUAAUCACUAUGGUAGGUCGGUCCGGGGUUUUGAUAGCCAGUGUGUAUGUGGGAUACACCUUGUCGCACAGCUGCUACGUAACCUUCAAUACCUUUAUUGUAGUGCUCAUAGUCUGUGGCAUGCUUGUAUACUGGCUACCAACCAACUUUCAACACUCGAGCUUUUCAAAUUAGUAUAUUGGUAAAUAAAUUUAUACACGAGCUUCUUUUUCAAAGUCAGAAUUCGUACGUUUUGCUAUAUGAUGUGGAUUUUCACCAGUGGGUUCUUCCCUAUCGAUCCUGUCAAUCGGGCAAUCAAUCAUUCAAUCAAUUGGGCGCACAGCACGCAGUACAAAUUUGAUGUGAACGGAAAAAGGAUUAUGGCGAAAGUUCAAAUAUUUUUGUACACCAGCCGAAAAUGAAAUAAACGUCAAAUAAACUUGGCGACAGCUGCGUUUCUACUAUGGUCUUGAGUGGAUUUUUCCCUGUUGGUGUGUCGGAGCCCAGCGGAUAUGAGUGUGUGCGUAAAAGGCAAAGCGGAAACGGAAGACGAGGCAAUCGCUAAGCGGCUUAAUAAUAGCUGUCGAGCAAGAAAAUCGAAUCGAGUCGAAAGGAAUCGAAAGGAAUCGAAAGGAAUGGAAAGGAAAACGGGAAGCGAAAGGCAAAAAAACAUAUUGGCAAAGACGGGCAGCUUUUUGUUGAACUGGCACUACAAUGGGGACAUCUUGGCAGCAAGGAUCCCCAGCGAGAAUGGAGCCGUCAAUUUGGAAUAC